GCCGCGCAGGAGAGCCCCAGGGGCCCCCAGCCGCCCGCCAGGGCCGCUCAGGUCUGCCCCUGCUGCCCACCCAGGUUCUCCCAGCUCCAGCGGCUGACCCUCAUCCACUGGAAGUCGCAGGUGCACCCCGUGCUGAAGCUCAUCAGUGAGUUCUGUCCCCGGCUCAGCUUCCUCAAGCUCUCGGACUGUCAUGGCGUGGGCCCGGACGCGCUGGCCUCGCUCGCCAGAGCCUGCCCCCAGCUGCACAGCCUGGACAUCCAGCACUCCUCGGUGGAGUCCGCAGGCGUGGUGCGCUUCCUGGAGGAGGUGGGGCCCCGGAUGCGCAGACUGUGGCUGACCUACAGCCCCCAGACCACGGCCAUUCUGGGCGCGCUGCUGGGCAGCUGCUGCCCCCAGCUGCAGCUCCUGGAGGUGAGCGCCAGCAUCAGCGGCCACAGCACGCCCCUGCAGCUGCCCCUGGAGGCCCUGCAGAAAGGCUGCCCCCAGCUGCAGGUGCUGCGGCUCCUGAACCUGCCCUGGCUGCCCAAGCCCCCGGGGAGAGGGCCGCCGGGACCCGGCUUCCCCGGCCUGGAGGAGCUCUGCCUGGCCAGCCCCGGCUGCCACGCCGUGAGCAACGAGGUCCUGGCCCGCCUGCUGCACGGCUCCCCGCGCCUGCGCCUCCUACGGGCGGUGCUUCUUCCAGCUGGUCCUGUGCGGCCACAAGCUGGAGCCGCUGGUGCUGGUGCAGCUGUCCGAGCGCUACGAGCAGGUGGAGUUCCUGGGCAGGCACAUCGCGCGGAAGCUCAACAUCAACUACUUCGACCACCUGGCCACGUCCUACCGCCACGUGGUGCGCCACUGGCCGCUGGGGGCCACCUUCAGCCCCGGCAUCACCUCGAGAGCUCCUACGGGCGUGCCCGCAGCGACCUGGGCGUGCGUCUGCAUGAGAAAGGCCAGGGAGUGCAGCCGCAUGUGGUGCCCGUUGACCCAGCCAUGCACAGACCGGCACCCACACGCCCGCUUUGCUUGGGCUGCCACCGCGAGGCUGCCAGGGCAGCGGGAGAGAGUGCCGAGCUCCAGGGGGUGGGCAUGGAGUCCAGUGGGCUGCCCACCUGCCAGGGCAAAGGCCGUGGCCCUGUCUCCCCUGAAGGCUGGGUCAGGGACCAGCACUACAACUCGCCCUCCCGGGUCAUCGUGAUCCUGCAGGAGUUCUGCAACCAGCUCAUCGAGAUGAUGAAUUGGCUCUGUGCCAGGAGCCGGGUAGCUGAAGGCCCCAGGCUGAGGCUGGGGGAGCCCAAGGUCAAGCUGAUCCGGAAGGGCCGAGUGGGAGUGCGCAGGCUGCGGGCCUGCGUCUGA
Messenger RNA from Condylura cristata (star-nosed mole), 1335 nucleotides. It is a transcript of the gene FBXL6, whose product is annotated as F-box and leucine-rich repeat protein 6. Lineage: Eukaryota; Metazoa; Chordata; Mammalia; Eulipotyphla; Talpidae. The annotation marks the transcript as partial. The transcript is spliced from 11 exons. The record is from RefSeq and is a predicted model, not a curated record. Gene Ontology annotation, biological process: SCF-dependent proteasomal ubiquitin-dependent protein catabolic process. Gene Ontology annotation, cellular component: SCF ubiquitin ligase complex.